Molecule: messenger RNA, 543 nt
Organism: Geosmithia morbida
Lineage: Eukaryota; Fungi; Ascomycota; Sordariomycetes; Hypocreales; Bionectriaceae
Product: golgi SNAP receptor complex member 2
Exons: 3
Coding region: 1-543 (180 amino acids)
Biological process (GO): endoplasmic reticulum to Golgi vesicle-mediated transport; vesicle fusion
Cellular component (GO): endoplasmic reticulum membrane; ER to Golgi transport vesicle membrane; Golgi apparatus
Molecular function (GO): SNARE binding; SNAP receptor activity
Source: RefSeq, a predicted model, not a curated record
AUGAACGUUUCAUACAACUCUGCCCUGCGGCAGAGCAAAGCCAUCCGCAAUGAGCUGUCAACCUUGACAGCCAAGCAGACGCCCACGCCAGCCGAGAUUGGCAAUAUCUCCGCGUCACUGGCCACCUUCACGAAGACGAUCGACGAGUACAAUGCCCUGGCACGACAGGAGAUUGUCCCCAAGAAGCAGGACGAGGCGCACGAGCGCAUCCGGCGGUUUCGCGAGGACUUGACGACGUUCCGAUCGGAUGUGGACGCCCUGAAAAAGGUCCGCGACGACGUGCAAUACCAGACAAACCGCACCAACCAGGCUCUCGACGAUUACAUUGCGCGCGGUCAGGCUGUACUGGGCGAUCUGGGACAGCAGCGCGAGAUGCUCAAGUCGACGCAGAAGCGACUGUACAGUGUAGCCAACACGCUGGGGGUCAGCAGUGACACUAUUCGUAUGGUGGAGAGGCGUGCGAGAGAGGACAAGUGGAUCUUUGCUGCCGGCGUGAUUGUCUUCAUCCUGUUUUGCUGGCUGGUUCUUCACUAUCUGCGGUGA